Molecule: messenger RNA, 1375 nt
Organism: Brassica rapa (field mustard)
Lineage: Eukaryota; Viridiplantae; Streptophyta; Magnoliopsida; Brassicales; Brassicaceae
Product: telomere repeat-binding factor 4
Biological process (GO): nucleosome assembly
Cellular component (GO): nucleosome
Molecular function (GO): double-stranded telomeric DNA binding
Source: RefSeq, a predicted model, not a curated record
UUAGUUAAUUAUAGUAUCAUAAAAAUGGAUUUGGUUCGAUUUUGGUUCGGUUCAGGAUCUUGCAAAGCCCUAACCUCUCGAAGUCUUAAAAAAAAAUAGGCUCAUUCCUGAGCAGAGAGAGCCAGAGAGCCGAAAUAGCCGGCGAAGGUUACGGCGGCGACGAGACGGUGUCUCAGUCCGAUUCAUGGGAAACCAGAAAUUAAAAUGGACGGGGGACGAGGAGGAGGCGUUGCGCGCCGGAAUUGAAAAGCACGGCCCCGGCAAGUGGAAGAACAUUCUCCGUGAUCCCGAGUUCGCCCAUCAGCUCACCAAUCGCUCCAACAUCGACCUCAAGGAUAAGUGGCGUAACUUGUGUGUUGCUCCGGGUACUCAAUGCUCAAAUGAUAAGUCGAGAACGAGGAAAGUCAAAGAAGAAGGCGUUACUCUGGCUUCUCUUUCACCCACUGCUGCUACCGCUACUCCACCUUCUUAUCCUAACUCUUCUUCUUCCUCGCCGGCUACUUCCCUUCCACGCAGUGCUUCUUCUGACUUUAGCGUUGAUAAUAACUUUGCUGUGGAUAACAAGAACGCUCCCAGGUAUGACGCGAUGAUAUUUGAAGCUAUCUCUGAGUUAGCGGAUCCAAAUGGAUCUGAUGUCGGUUCCAUCUUCAGCUUCAUCGAGCCAAGGCAUGAAGUGCCGCCAACUUUUAGAAGAGUCCUUAGCUCAAGACUGAGGAGGCUCGCAGCUCAGGGAAAACUUUCAAAGUUACUGAACUUCUACAAGCUACCAGAUGGAUCAGAAACAACAACAAGAACAACACCUGCCCCAACCCCAAAACCAAAGGAGACAAACGUAAAACCCCGGCAAUCAUACAUCAAUCAACCCCCUUCGGUUUCACAAGAGAUGAUCGACGAAGCUGCAAUAACCGCGGCAUGUAAAGUUGUAGAGGCAGAGAAUAAAAUAAACGUGGCCAAAGCAGCAGUGGAAGAGUUGGAGAAGACGACUAAGCUUGCAGAUGAAACCGAACUUAUGCUGGAGUUAGCUAAAGAGAUGCAUAAAGAAUGUUGUCGUGGCGAGGCUGUGGUCUUGGCUUGAGUCUAUGGGGACUAUAUCGUCGAGCUCAACAGUGUGUCUACAUUCAUCCUUUAGGUUGAUUACACUCUCGUCAGACCAGAGUUGAAGACUUUCAUUAGGUGGUAGACGAGCUACGGACGUCUAAGUCUUUGGUUUAGUUGUUGAUAAGAAAAAGAAGAAGAGUCAAUUUUACGAGGCGUGACUCUGUAUUGUGAGUAUAAUUUCAGAGGCGUCUCUUACAACAACAGAACAUAUUAUUAGUGGGAGAUGGCUUUUGUUUAUGAAUUUUUCUUUUCCGAAUAGAGUUUACUAUUUUUGGGA